AUGCGGCGCUGCAACAGCAUGAUUCCGGCUCCUCUGCCGUCACCGAUCCCUACCGGCAGAGGGACGCGCUCCGCUGCGAGCGAAAUCUUCAGCCAGUUCCUCGAGAAGUCGCUGCAGCUGCCGGAGCUAACGCUGCCGGGACAGAACCUCACGCCUGCGCCAGCUGAGAUCGACCUCCGGUCGCUGCCGCUGGGCUCCGCCGAUCUGAUGCUGCGCUCCGCCAGGGAAUUCGGCGCGUUCCGGAUCCGGUGCCACGGGAUCUCCGGUAGCGAGCUCCGAACCAUGGCGGACGAAGCCGAAAGCGUUUUCCAGAAAUCGCGAAACGUCGUCGUCGAGCGUAAUGGACGUGACGGAGAAAUGAUUCCCUGCGUUCGCUCUAGCAAAGGUUCACUGGAAUUCACUCCUCACGACAUUAUCCUCGACCAAGAGCAUCGGAACUUUUGGGUUCACAUGGGGAAUGUUGCAAGUAUAUUGGAUAGUAUAAUUGAGCAAGUGAGCCUGGUCUUACAGGACGGCUCAUCUAUAGAGUUUAAAGAGCGAAUUCAAGAUACAGAGUCUGUGAUUUGCUUGUGCAGGUAUCCGCACGAUAAUGUCCCCAUACAAAAUGAAGACGUUUCGCAUAAGAGAAAAGACAGACAUUGCGAUCAUGCUUUGCGCUUCUACCUUCCUAUAGAGCAAUGUAUAUUUUACGUCCAAACUGAACGAGGUCCCCUUUCAUUUGACGCAGGUCCAGAGAAUAUAGUUGUCACUGUUGGCAAACAACUACAGGAGUGGAGUAAUGGUGAAUUCAAAUGUGUCCCUGGAGAAAUGAUCUUCAUGCCGAGUUGCCAGAGUAGCCCUGCCUCUUUCUCCAUAGAGCUUAUGUGUUCGGCCCCUUCAAAUGAUCAAAGUCACAAUUCAAACAAUUCUGACGACGGUGACAAGAUAAUAUCCUUGUCUGAUCAAGUUCUUUUUGUAUUAUGUCUUGCAUUCUUAUACAAAUUUUUAUACUUCGUUUUUUCCUGA
Molecule: messenger RNA, 1005 nt
Organism: Sphenostylis stenocarpa
Lineage: Eukaryota; Viridiplantae; Streptophyta; Magnoliopsida; Fabales; Fabaceae
Source: the annotation of a GenBank genome assembly